Messenger RNA from Plasmodium malariae, 1824 nucleotides. Its product is annotated as sodium-dependent phosphate transporter, putative. Gene Ontology annotation, cellular component: membrane. The record is from RefSeq and is a predicted model, not a curated record. The transcript has 2 exons. NCBI's taxonomy places the organism in Eukaryota, Apicomplexa, Aconoidasida, Haemosporida, Plasmodiidae. Gene Ontology annotation, molecular function: phosphate transmembrane transporter activity. Gene Ontology annotation, biological process: phosphate ion transmembrane transport. The coding region runs from base 1 to 1824 and encodes 607 amino acids.
AUGGUAACAAAUCCUGACAUGUUAUGGUUAGUCAUCGCAAGCGGUGUAGCAUGUUUUUUUAUGGCAUUUGUAACAGGAGCAAAUGAUAUAGCAAACACAUUUAGUACAUCUAUUGGAUCCAAAGCAGUAACAAUAAAGAAAGCAUUAAUAAUUGCCUUUUUUUUUGAGGCUUUAGGAGCUUCCUUACUAGGUGGCACAGUUACUGAUUCAAUUCGAUCGAAGAUUAUUAAUUUUGAAGCAUUUUACGAUGCUCCAGAAUUUUUAAUGUUAGGUAUGUUUAGUGCCCUAAUGGGUGCUACCAUUUGGCUAGCUAUAGCAACAUGUUUUGGUUUACCCGUUUCGACAACGCACAGUAUAAUAGGAGCCUUAAUGGGUUUUGGAUUAGCUGCAGGUCAUAAUAAGUCUAUCAAAUGGGAAAAAAUACAUAGCAUUGUUAUAUCAUGGUUUGCAGCUCCAAUAUUAGCUGGCAGUUGUUCAGCUAUGGCUUUUAUUUUAUUGCGUCGUUUAAUAUUAAGAAAAAGAAACUCAUUUGUUAUCAUAAAAAGAUGUUACUGGCUUUUAAUAUUUUUGAUUACACUGCCAUUUAGUGUUUUUUUAGUUUAUCAAAAUCCCAUUGUAUUAAAUAUAGAAUGUAAAAUGAAGAAGGAUAAUAAAAAUAUAGUUACCACAUACCCAUGUUAUCUUCAAGACUGGAGUGCUGCACAUCCAUUUUAUUCCACUUUAAUAUGUCUUGCAUUAUCGUCAAUAUUAACCAUAGUAGGUUCUAUCGUUAUAUAUAUAGUGUAUAACAAGAGACUAAAUAGCUACAGUUUUAAAAAAAAAUUAUUUGGAGAUGAUAUGAUGAACGAUUUAGAAAAAAAUGCUAAAGAAAAUACCAUUUGUAAUGUAAAUAAUAGCAGUUUAAAUUCAGUUGCAUCAAAUGACACUCAAGCAACCAAUCCAAAGGGACCAGCAUCCCAAGUUCAGCUAAUGGAAAAGAAAAAAAUGGAGGCACAAAAAGAUUUUCAAGCUGUUAUUAAUGUGCAGAAGAUAGAUAUGAAAGAGGAUUUGGCUCAGAACAAUAAGAAUAAGCCGAAUGGUAGCACUAAUAAUAAUAGCAACAAUAGCAGUAACAACAACAAUAACAACAAUGAUAUGUCUCAAAAUAUUAUUGAAAAAUUUGAUCUAGAGACAGAAAUUGUUUUUUCAUCCUUACAAAUUAUAAGUGCAAUUUUGGGUGUAGUAGCACAAAGUGCUAAUGAUACAGCCAAUGCCAUUGGCCCUUUUGCCGCUGUAUUUAAUACAUAUAAUAACGGAGUUAAAGGAAAAUUAAAAGUACAGUGGUAUAUACUACUGUUUGGAGGUUUGUCUAUGUCUUUAGGAUUGUCUGUUUUAGGUUAUAGGGUUAUUAAAACUGUCGGAAUGAAAUUAAUUAAAAUUACUCCAUCUAGAGGUUUUACUAUAGAAUUAAUAUCAGGUCUAGUCGUUUUAUUUUUUAGUAUUUGCGGUAUUCCAUUGAGCUCAACUCACUGUGCUGUUUCUAGUGUUAUUGGACUUGGUUUAGUUGAAAUGAAAAUAUCACAAGAGGAUAAUAAAAAUGCCAAAGGAUUAAAUAAUAAGGAUAAUAUGUCCCAAUCUGUUAACAAUACAAAUAAUGUAAUUGUAAGGAAAAAGACCUUGUGUCCUUUUUCCUUUUUAAAUACGUCAUGUGUAAACCUGAAACUAUUUAGAACUAUAUUCCUUUCAUGGAUUAUAACUGUUUCCUUUUCCGCCUCCGUAACUGCAGCAAUUUUUUCAUUUGCAGCUUAUAGUCCCUCCUAUAUAGUACGGAGAUCUCCUAUUUAG